UCCAACGGCGGGUUCCGUUAGAUUUAAAGUUUGGCGAACGGCUGUUAGCUAGUGGCCGCUAAUUGUCAGAAUGUUUGGCGGUCAAAGUGCGCUGUCUUUUCUCUGGUAGAACCGGUCGGCCUCCACAACAAUGGAUAUUGGAAAGCAGGAUCCCAGUGCCCGAUGUCUCGUUACGGAUCGGAUGAAAGUGCAGGCUGGCUCUUGCGGUCAGGAUGCUGCUGGAGAAGAUGUUGGUGUUGGCUUGCGGCGGGACUUGGAGCUCCUGAGGGCGGCAGGCAAGGAAUCGCCGUUACCGAGUCCGGCAGGAGUCAGGCAAAGCAUGAAACGUUUAUCGAGCGAGUUGCAAGGCUUGUACGAGGAAAGACUGAAGCAGCUAGGGAAUAAAGAUGAAAGUAAAGGGGCUCUAAAGAUGAAGUUAAGGAUUCUUCAGUCGUAUGUAAACGAUCUUAGUGAUCAGAAUAAAGUUUUGGUCCAAACUGUUGAAGAUCUUGAGAGAGAAGCGAAUGAAAAGAUUGCAAGUCUGGAUGCUAAACUUUGGAGAGCUGACCAGGCAUCAUAUGAACAGUGGUUGAGGUGCAAAGCUACUAAGGAAGAAACUGAUUAUCUACGCAAACAAAACCUGGACAUAAAAAUUGACCCCAGUACCCUGAUUGGUGCUAUCCAGCAAGAUGAAAUAAUGCAGAAAUUUGAUUUUCCUUCCCUUCACUUGAGGAGUAUUCCAUUGGAGCAAGUUGUGAAACCAGCACUUCGUUGUUCAACUAUAAAGAAAUCAGAAGAGACAUCAAAGUCCCACUUGGAAAGCUUAAAGUCCCAAUUCAUAGCUGGAGAUCAGAUGGUUGAAAAGCCUCCUGAGGACUUAAAGGAAGUGUUAAGUGACAGUCGUCUAAGUAAGGCUGAGCUUGAUGGAAAAGACCAUGUAAUUUAUUCUAUGGACCAGCAAAACAAGAAGAUUGAAGCUCAUUGUAGGACAGCCGAACGAAACAAACCAAGUGUUGAUUGCAAGGCCCAAAACAAGGUUCAAAAGAAGAAAGGCACCAUUAUUGACCUAAAAGAUCAAAUAAAACAACUUCAACAGCAGUAUAAUGAAACAGUGGAAGAAAAUGGACGCUUACGAGCACGACUUGAAGCUUGGAUGAUCACUGCACAAAGUGAACAAGAUAUCCUUUCAAAUGAGGUCUUUUGCAAGGAAGAUAUAAUCCACAAACUAAGAAUGAAGCAGUUAGCUCAAGAUGAAAAAUGUAAAAUAGUGGAGGAACAGGUGGCUCAGUGUGAAGAAACCAUUAAACAUUUGCAAAUCGAAUCAUCUUCAUUAAAUUCAGCACAAGAAUUGAAUGAUAGAACAAUUACACAUAAAAAGCAGAUUAUUAGUGAGCUACAGCAAGAAAAUGAUACGCUGAAGCAGAAAUUGAAGGAAACAUUGUGCAAGGCAAACGAAAGUGAAGAACAGGUCAACACUCUGAGCUUGGAAAUAAAUAUGUUGAAAAUAAAACUGAUGGAAAAGACUGAUCUUGCUCAAAACUUGGAAAAGCAAAUUGUCAAACAGCAUGAGUACUUAACCAGGGCGAAGGAAACUCUCAAGGAUACUAAGAAGGCAGCUGGUAAUAAGAUUCAUCAGAAGGAAAACAAAUUGUGUGCUUUGCAAAAACAGUUAGUGGAGGCUCAAACGCAAUACUCGGCCUGCUAUGAGGAGUUGCUCCACAGAGAAAAACUCAUGCAGAAGCUAAGAGAAGAAGCUAUGCAAUUGACAGACCAAAUAUCACAGCAUUCCCAGGACAUCAGCAAGCUCAACACUGAGAAGCAGGAAAUCGAACUGCAAAUGGCAGUAAUUGCUGAGAAGCAUAGAACUGCUCAACAAGAGGUGAUUAACAGAGAUCAGAUUAUUCUAAAAUUGAAGACAGACUUGAAAACUGCACAGGAGAAAUAUACAGGUUCACAGGACGAACUUGGUGUUCAGCAAGCUGAGAUCAACAGACUUCAUGAAAAAUUGGAAGAUCUGCAGAAUGAAAUUCGCAACCAAAAGCAUGUUCGCAAUGAACAGGAAAAUCACCUGAGCCAAGCUGAAAAGUCUAUUCAAGAAUUUGCACAUCAACGGGAAAUGCUCAUGCAAGAGAUACAAGCCAAUAAAAAUAAUAUAGCACAAUUGCAGAAUGAUUUGGAUAUCGCAAAGCAAUCUUACGAUAUUGAUUUGGAACGAUGGUCACAGAAAAAUGUUUUGUUGCAAAAGGAGCUGGAUUCGACCAUACUUGAAUUGCAGGAUAGUCUUGGCAAAGUGCAAGAAUGUAAGACGAUUACAGUGCAACUCAAAGAAGACUUGGAAAAAGCAAACCAUCUUCAUCGUGAGGCUGCAAGCCGAGUUGUACAGCAUCAAGAUGUUAUCCAAAAACAGAAUGAUGAGAACUUGCAUUUAAGAGAGCAGAUUGAUCGCUUAAAUGAUGAAAUUAUAGAAAGUCACAAUCAGGCAAAAGUUUUUGAAUCUACAAUAGAUCUGUACAAACAGAAAUAUCAAGCAAACACUGAUAGAAUCCAAGAUCUGGAGAAACUUGUACAGAACUUUGAAGAAGAAUCAAAAUAUUCAAGUAAUCAGAUGUUUGAGCUGAAUGAUUCAGUCCAUAAUUUAAAAGAUGAAAUGGUGACCUUGCGACAUCGAUAUGAAGAAAAAUGUAGCCAAAUUGAAACUUGUGAAGAAAUGAUUGAUCAACUGUCAGACGAGUUGAAUGCAAGUCAACAGAACUUACAUAAAAACAAAGAUCACAGUGCUCAGUGUGAACAAUUGAUCGACAUUUUAAAAGAUGAGGUCCAGAAAAUGCAAAGAGAGAUUACAGAUCAAAAGGACACAAUACAACAACUCCAAUCAGACUUAACACAGUAUCAAAUCAACCACGGUCAUUCCAAUGAGGAGUAUAAUGUGCAGACUAGACAAAUGGAAUAUUUACAGAAGGAACUUGAAACUGUGAAAAAUGUUUGCAAUGAAAAAAUCAGUGAAGUUGAAAAAUAUGAGCAAACCGUGUUCAAACUCAGAACAGAGAUAGCAAAAUCUUCUGAUCAGCGACAGAGCUAUAUAGAUGAAGUGGAAAGUCUUGAAAAGACUUUGCAAACCCUUCAACUGAGUGGAGCAGCUUCUGAACAUAAGCAUAAACUAGAACUUGUACAACUGCAGCAACAGAUUACCCAACUUGAAAAUGAUCUUACAGAUUCACAGAGAGUUUGCAACCAAAAGAAUCAGGAAAUAUGGAAAAGAGAUGAUCUCCUGCAAAAGAGAGAGACGGAUCUUCUGCAGUCCCAAGAAAAUCUCAAAGAGAAGGUGGAAGAGCUGAAAGCUUUUGAUAACUUAGCCAAGGACCUGAAAGCAGGAAUGCAAGAAUUACAGAAUCACAAGAAACAGAUUGAUAAAGAAAAUGCAGCACUGAGAACAGAGAUUCAACAACUAAACCAGGAGCUGCGGGAUACUCAUCAACAGUUCAGAGAGAAAGUUCAGGAGCUUGCCAGUCAGGAACAAAAGCUGAUUUUAAUGGAGUCAAACCUACAAGCUACUGAGAAGCAUCUCAAUGAUCAGAUAGCUGAGAUAGUUCGUCAAGAACAAAGGCAACACAAAUUACGUACUGAACUCAAAACACUUAAAGAGCACCUUGAAACUACCAAGGAAGAGGUUAACAAGCACAAACAAAUUGAAGAGGAGUUAAAACACGAACUAAAUAUGAAGAAACAGCAAGAACAGCAGAAUUUCCAGGAAAUCCUGAAACAUCAGCAUGAUAAUCAGAAGGUCGAGUUCGAACUGACCAUUGCUAAAGAUCAGGUCCGAGUUCUACAGCAACAGAUUAAGGAUCAGGAAAGUCAUAUAUCUGCGCUGGAAGAAGAGUUGAAACAGCUACAACAUAAAUAUCAUAAUGUCUGUGAAGAGCUACUGAAAGAGAAGUCUCAUGCCAAAGAUUUUCAAUUCAAGAUGUCUACAGCUGAAAUAAAGACAAAAAGCCACGCUGAAGAGGUACAAGAAUAUGAAGAAAGACUGAAAGAACUUAGUGUCCAGUUGAACCAAGCACUGAAAAAAAAUAAAGAAAAUCUCAAAGAUUUGGUCACUAAAGAUGAACAACUGAUUAUGCAUGAAAAGGAGAUGGCUGUUUUAUGUGAGAAGCUCGAAGAAAACAUGGAAGAGUUGGAGGCACAGAAACAGGCUUUGGAAGCUGUGCAAAGAGAUAAUAAUCAGUUCCAUGAGGAAAGUGAGUUAAUGCUCUCAAAUGUCAAUAAAUGGAUCACAGAGCAAGGGAAGGCAAAUGAAACUUUGGGUGCAAAAAUCAAGGAACAAAACCAACUUGUCUCCCACUUAACAGCAGAUAAAGUACUUUUACAGGAAACCAUUGAUAGUUUAAGUCAAGAAUUGAAGAAAAUAAAAACGGAAUUAGAAGAAAAGAAAAAUGAUACAGAACAAAUCUGGGCAUUACAGAAUCAUUCUGCCAAUCAGCAGAUACUGCUCAAUCAACUCAGAGGUCUUCUGGAAGAUCAAGAGCAUGAACAUGAGAGUCUUAUAGCCAAGAAACUUGCAACUAUUGAAGACAUGCACAACAAAUUGAAAACCAAUAUUGAGUCAAUACAGCUGUUGAAUGAACAGCUAAACACACUCAGUAAAGUAAACCUAAAACUGAAACAAGAGUUGGAAAAAGAGCAAAUUCGCUGUCAUCAACUUGAACUGCAAUCAGAAGUCUUCCAACAGACCAUCUGUUCUCUGAGGAGCCAACUGAAGGAUCAACAAUACCUGGACCAUCCACCAAGCCAGCAAGUAUCUUUACCUGAAGGGACUAUACUUUCUGAUCCAGCAAAACUUUUAAACGGUUCCCAAGGACUUGAACAAAAGCCGAACAGAGUUUUUUCAAUGGAGAGUGUAGAAGAUUUAACCAGAGAGGAUCUUGAAAAAUCAGUGAAUACUGAUCCAAUGAUACCAGACAAAUCUUACUGGAUCCAACGAGUUGGAGAGCUUUCGGCUCAGCUACAAGAGAACACUGAAUACUGGACAGACAAAAUGAAUGAACUAACCAAGCAAAUUGAGCAUGUUAUUUCAAGUUCCACCAAGAAAUAAUGAUUUCUGAAUUAUUGAAUUCAACAUACAUUUGAGAAAACAAUAGCAAUUAGAUAUUUCCUUGAAUAGGAGGUUUUUAUAUUCAUAACAAGCUGUUAAUAGGAAAAAGCUAAUGCUGGUGCCUUAUAAUAACUAUUAGUAAUGUAAAAUUUGCAAGAAAUAUUUAGUGAUUACAGGGUUAGAACAGAAUGUCUGUAAGGAAAACAAAAUAAUGAUUAAGUUGAUAAAUAACUGCAUAUAUACUAUUGAAAAAAGGAAGCCAAAGAAAUAUUAGAAAUAAUCAAAACUAGUCAUUUUGGAACUAAUAGUAUUAGUACAAAAAAUACUUUGAUUUACUUUUUUUUCUGAACGGCUUCCAUUUUUAUGACUUCUCUAUGUCAUGUGCAGGUAAAAUGUGGAAGCGGUUUGAUCAGACUGUUAGUUUUGUUUCUGCUUAUCCACUGAUUGUCAUGACAGCUGAUUCAACAUCUUAGCAACAGCCAUGACAGCUAAAGGAUAAUGGGUCUUCUUUCAAUAGAGGACUCUGCAUACUUAAGCAACAGUGAAUAUGUAAGGUCUUGUCCAAACCAUGACAGUCUGCUAUUAAAUUUAUGUUGUGUUGAUAAGAUGACAAUAUCUCUUUCUUUGAAAACUCUUCUUAAAGAAUAUGAUUGAAAAAGAAUCUAAUGAUUUGAUGAGUAAAAUACAUUUAACAUUCCUUUGUUUGGUCUCUUAAUUACAGCUGGUAUGAUUCUAUUUCAAAGAGAAUGGAACAUCUGGAAAUAACAUAUUAGUGUCAAGCCAAAUGGUCAAAAUUUUAUUUGCAGAACAAUGAACAAUGUGGGAGAUUAUCCAGACUGAGCGGUUUUCAAAGCCAUUCUUAUACAACGUCAAAAAUGGUGCAUAUAAAUUAUGUUUUUUAAAUUGUCAGCUCACUGAGCAUUACCCUAAAAUACAGAAAGAAAUGGUGCUCUUGAAGGAUUCAAUCACAGUCACUCUGCAAAUGCAGUUUAAAACUUUUUUUAAAAAUGAAUUCACGAGAUGUGAACAUUGCUGCCUAGGUCAAUAUAUUGUUCAUCCCUCGUUGAUACUGAGAAGCUAAUGGUGAGCUUCUUCCUGAAACCACUGCAAUUGAUGUGGUGUAGAUACUCAUAGUCUUGUUAAGGGGGGAGUUCCAGGAUUUUAUUCCAGCAACAGUGGCGUAGCAGUGAUAAUGUUCCAAACCAAGGUGAUGUGGGACUUGGAGAACUGACAGCACAGUUUUGGAGUUUAAUCUAGGUUGAUUUUCAUUUGCUGUAACAUAGAUUCUGAGCAGGUAAAAACAAGGACUGCAGAUGCUGGGAAACCAGAUUCUGAGCAACUGAUUGAAACACAGACUCAUCCCAACCCACUCAAAAUUGAUCAUGUUUUUAUUAUUAAUUCCCAAUUUAGCAGCUGGACCUCUGUGACUGGUUCACAGAGAAGCUGGAAAUGGAUUCACACCCAUUCUUUAUUUUUGAGUUCUCAGUCUGUGCUUGAUCUGCACAGAUAGACGCUCAAUAGAGGCCAGGGUCUUGCUGAAAGAAAGGGGUAUACAUUGUUCCCAAACAAAUCCAAGAAUUUAGUUUCAAAGUGGAAGUGAAGUAGGUCUAAAAAGACAUUGACUAUUUCUUGACCUGGAAAUAAUGCAAUAAAAGAUAGGUACAGAUAUGUUUAAAUAAAAACUAAUCAAAUCUCAAUCUUAUAGGCAAAUGUCUGUACUAUUACAUUUUUGAAAAGUAUUUCUUCCAUGGACAAAUCACAGGAUUCAACACCAUGAUUUUUUAAAAAUGUUUUCUUCACUUUAUGAAGGCAGGAGGUAUCAUUUUAUUGCUGGUCAUUUAUAUGCAACAAUAUCUUAACAGUUUUAAGUACUUAUGCCUUUUGGAAUUGUUAGCAGCCUUUAAAUUAAAAUAUAAUUUCCUGUACCAAUUCAACUCAUUGAUAUAUUUAUUAAA
Molecule: messenger RNA, 7023 nt
Organism: Chiloscyllium plagiosum (whitespotted bambooshark)
Lineage: Eukaryota; Metazoa; Chordata; Chondrichthyes; Orectolobiformes; Hemiscylliidae
Source: RefSeq, a predicted model, not a curated record